CCGUAUGGCUGCUGUGCGCCUGGCUCUGAGCGUCUGAUGCCGCAGGCGAGGAGGGAAAUGAGCAGACAGCACCACCUCCUAUAUCAGAGACUGCUGCACUUCCCCGAGCACUGACUGCGCUGCCUGUGCCCGCUGCUCCCCUCUCUCACUCUCCGGGACCCUGCUCUCUGACACUGCUGUGCAUUGUGCGGACACACACUCCUCUCCCAGCCGGCUCCUGCUGCAGUCCUGUGCCCGUCCCAGCCUGUCAUCCGGGAGAGCCGUGGUGGAGCAGGGACAGGGACAAUCCCAGGAACACCGGGGGCUCUGCUGUCAAAGCUCAGCACCAGCUGGAGACGGAGAAGAAAGUUUUCCUGCCGCUCAGGAGCUGACUCCCCCCGCCCAGACCUCAUGCUCCUCUCUGCACAACUUUCCCCAUCAGUAACACUUUGUGUGCCGGCAGCAGUGUGACAGCAGCCCCUGCCCGUGCAAGAAGAGAGGCAGCUGCUGCCAGCCCGGUGCCAGUCUCAGCAUAGAGAGACCCUACCCAGCUGUGUGAAUGUACAGCAUGAUGAUGGAGACGGACUUACACUCCCCCGGGGUGCAGCCCCCUAGUAACACAGGGCAAGCCGGGGGAGGAGGGGGCAAUAAGGCCAGUCAGGACCGGGUGAAGAGGCCCAUGAACGCCUUCAUGGUGUGGUCCAGGGGGCAGAGGAGGAAGAUGGCCCAGGAGAACCCCAAGAUGCACAACUCGGAGAUCAGCAAGCGGCUGGGUGCAGAGUGGAAAGUCAUGUCAGAGGCCGAGAAGAGACCCUUCAUUGACGAGGCCAAGAGGCUGCGCGCCCUGCACAUGAAGGAGCACCCGGAUUACAAGUACCGGCCUCGGCGGAAGACGAAGACUCUACUCAAGAAGGACAAGUACUCCCUGGCCGGGGGGUUGCUGCAUGCGGCCGGGGGAGGACACAUGGGAGUCGGCCUGAGCCCAGGCGGAGGGACUGGUGGGUCAAUGGGGGGUGGGGGACAUGGAGGUGUGGUGGUGCAGCGCCUGGAGAGCCCGGGCUCAGGGGCAUCAGCCGGGGCCGGAGGAUAUGCUCACAUGAACGGUUGGGCUAAUGGGGCUUAUCCGGGCUCAGUAGCCGCAGCGGCGGCGGCUGCUAUGAUGCAGGAGGCUCAACUUGCCUACAGUCAGCAACAGCAACAGCACCCUGGUAGCGGGGGGCACCACCCGCACCACCACCCUCAUCACCCACACCACCACCACCCACACCAUCACCCACACCAUAACCCCCCUCCGCACCCUCCGCCGCCUCCCCCGCAGCCAAUGCACCGCUAUGACAUGAGUGCCCUGCAAUACAGCCCCCUGCCCGGCGCACAAAGUUACAUGAGCGCCUCUCCUUCCAGCUACGGUGCGCUGGGCUAUUCCUCAAGCCAGCAACAGCACCAGGGAUCCCCGUCCUCUGCAGCGGUGGCGGCGGCGGCUGCAGCUGCAGCUGCUGCGGCAGCAUCCUCUGGGGCCCUCGGGGCUCUAGGCUCUCUGGUGAAAUCUGAGCCCAGUGUCAGUCCACCUGUUCCUGGGGGUGGCUCCCACAGCCGGCCGCCUUGCCCAGGGGACCUUCGUGAGAUGAUCAGUAUGUACUUACCCAGUGGGGGGGAGGCUGGAGACCCGGCUGCUGCUGCGGCGGCGGCAGCGGCUGCAGCGGCGGCAACAAGCAGACUGCACAGCUUACCGCAACACUACCAGAGCGCAGGGACAGGGGUAAACGGCACGGUGCCGCUCACACACAUCUGAAGACUGACUUAUACAAUAUACAGAGACUUGCACUAUACUAUACAAUACAAAGCGAAGAGACUACAGCAAAUUGCCUCUUGCAGAUCCACAACCUGCCAUCUGUUCUUUCACCCAGAACUUUCUGUUUGUUUCUUUUGUACAGAAAAAUGUUUUGAUGUUCUUGUAUAGAAAAACAAAAAACAAAAAGAGAUGAGACAGUUAAGGUAACAAUAUUUCGUACUUUUAGAAAACAAGUUAAUGCUCUUUACGAUACUAAUUUUAGUUGGGGACAAAUUUUGAAUUUGUGUACAGUAUUUAUGCGUUUUAUGGCAUGGGAUAUUCAUCUAAUUUAUUACUAUUAUUUUUUUAUUUUAUUUUUUGAGAUAUCAACAGACUAUUGUUUUUAGUUCUGUUUUAACUUUUAAAAACUCCAUGACUCCUACUCUGGUCAUUAUUCUUUAGUGACGAACGUACCUAUACACAUUCUGUACAAGUUGUUUAUUUAUGAACCACUUGAGGUUAGAACCUAUUUUUUUUUGUUUUGUUUUUUAAUUUGUAAAUGUUGCUGUAUCCUCCACCUCCUCCCCCAGUUUUGUUUUAUAUUAUUUCGUGUACAUUCUUUAUGAUAUAUAUAUUUUUUAUUCUAGACGUUUCGGAUUCAUAUUGUGUACAUAGUUUAAAAAACGUCCUCUCUGCUUUAAAAUAAAGACAAAACAUCAGACUAAUAAGUUGAAGUUUAAGCUAAAUAAAUUUUCAAAUGAAAAAGAUUUACACGUUUUUAUUUCAGAAAUCUGUUCAGUUGUUAUCUUGCUCAAAGGUUAACUGUUUUUUUUUAUUUGUAGCGCUAAAAAGUAACAAUUACAAUUGUUUGAACUGAGUUUAAAUUAAGUCAAGCAAUAAAAUAUGAUACAUUACAUUAUACAGAUUUACACACGUCAUUAAGACAUGAAAUUGCGUUUACACCGUUAUUUUGUUCACAUUUGGUUUGGAUUAAAUACAUUUCCAUUCUAUGCUUUACCACGAAUAUUUAGCAUAUAUUCACCCUUGAAAAUACAUUGUAAAUUGUUCAAAUCUUUAUUAUUGUACAGAUUUAUUAAUUGCAAAUCUCAUAUUUCAUCGUAUUACCGUAUAUUGUGCUUUAUUAAAGUUUAAACUUUAUGCCUAAAUUAAUUAAUCAAUCUCGGAACAAGUGCUAUACUCAAAGUUAAGUUUUUUGUUUUUGGAGGAAAAACUUCUUUUUGUUGUGCAAAUUAAACAGAUAUAUCUAAAGAAAUAGUAUAAUAGCAAGUUUAUUUAGCUACGCAAUUGUCUAGUUCAAGAAUGAUUUUAUUAAUAAAUGGUGAAAGUCACUCAGUUAAUGUAAAAGUCUUGUUAUAUUGAAUACCUAAUAACUUUUUCAUUUUAGGUGAAUAUAAUACUGGGCUGAUGGUAAAUAAACACACUCAGUCGAGUCCUUUUUUAAUUUUUAUUUUUUCUAGGAGUGCGACUUAGUUCACGAGCAAUUUUCUCUCUUACAGAACGCUAAGUAGCAAAUACCCUCGGUUAACACCAAACAGUCCAGCUCUUUACUGAAUCCAUUGUAAUUACUACACUAAUGAGUAAUCCUUUUGUGUCAUGUUGGCUUUUUACGUGGUUCGUUAAACCCAUUGCAACAUUUUCAUUAAGGCCUCUAUUAAUUUAAUGUCAUCAUUAAGCUCUAUUUAAUCUGAACAUUUAAUAUUAUACAUGACAGUGCUACUUCUAUUAUGAAAAAAAAAUCGUGUCAGGGAACGGUUUUAACAAUUUAAGAAUGUCCUAAAUUGGGAAAAACCUGUGAACAUCAUUUAAACACCUGUUGAUAGGGAUGAUUUAUAGAAAUAAAUGUGUUCAUAACACAAUUUAUGUUUAUAAUGGAUUACAUUGAUAAUACCACAUAUAUAAACCAUUUAUGAACAUACUUCUUUAAAGAAAAGUUUAAAUUGAAAUAUUAGUAUUCACAAUCUAUACUUUACCACACCUUACCUUGCUUAAAUCGUAAAAUACUAACGCGGAUUGUGAAAGAUGUUCAUGUGUCAUAGCUGGGUCUUUACGUUUUUAAUUAUUUUGUUGUAGGUUUUUUUUUAUUGUUUUUUUUUUUUUUCGUUUUUUCUUUUUUUGCUAUUUGUGGUAUUUUUGUAAGCU
This is a messenger RNA of Pseudophryne corroboree (corroboree frog), 3907 nucleotides long. It is a transcript of the gene SOX1, whose product is annotated as SRY-box transcription factor 1. Gene Ontology annotation, molecular function: DNA-binding transcription factor activity, RNA polymerase II-specific; RNA polymerase II cis-regulatory region sequence-specific DNA binding. The transcript has a single exon. NCBI's taxonomy places the organism in Eukaryota, Metazoa, Chordata, Amphibia, Anura, Myobatrachidae. Gene Ontology annotation, biological process: anatomical structure morphogenesis; cell differentiation; positive regulation of transcription by RNA polymerase II. The record is from RefSeq and is a predicted model, not a curated record. Bases 539 to 1768 code for a protein of 409 amino acids.